GUGCAGAAUGCCUAUCUGAAAUGUUUCUACUGAUAUGAUUAAUUCAGGCUACGUUCUUUGAUUAGCGGAACAUGACCUGUGUCUCAAGUGGAUCUUAGAGAAUGAGGAUAAUCUUCACGGGGAUGCUUAUGCUAGCGGAUUAUUUAAGUUAACUCCGGCUUAACUCCAGGAAGACCCGUUGAGUCAAUUCGGAAUUCUUCUGGGUCGAUCGAUCGGUGCUGACAUUAUGUUAAUUCCGAUCUCCAUUGUCAUCAGGGUGCAUAUUCAACCAUGGUGGGGAUCAACUUCAAUUAUCCUCAAGCAGUGACUGGUAUAUCAGUUUCCAUGAUGAGAUCACGGUUGCGAGUAGCUGUCUUGGCCACUUCGGAAAUAGUGAACACCCUUAGGUAGCUUCAGCAUAUAAAUUGGGUCAUAGCCAGUACUAAAGUCUGGGGGUAUCACUCUUGUGCCUUACUACUCAUUGUUCAACUGAUAUUCUUCGGACGUCGUAUCAUACAUAAUCGAGCUCACCAUGUCGGAGAUCUUUGCACCUGCACCAGAACCACCCACUGAGCUGGGUCGGUACCGCAUCCUCUCUUCGACCGCGGGGAUCCGCGUAUCGCCGCUCCAGCUGGGCGCUAUGUCAAUUGGAGAUUCAUGGUCCAAGUUCAUGGGGUCCAUGGAUAAAGAGUCUUCAUUCAAACUGCUGGAUGCCUUUGUUGAAGCCGGCGGCAACUUCAUUGACACUGCCAACAACUACCAAAACGAGCAAUCAGAAACCUGGUUGGGUGAAUGGAUGGCUUCCCGCAAGAAUCGCGACCAACUUGUCAUUGCGACCAAGUUCACUACAGAUUACAAGGCGCAUGCACUUGGAAAGGGGAAAGCACCAAACCACUGUGGAAACCACCGCCGCAGUCUACACCUGAGCGUGCGCGACUCGUUACAGAAGCUCCAGACCGACUGGAUUGACAUCUUGUACCUUCACUGGUGGGAUCACACGACCUCAAUUGAGGAAAUCAUGGACAGCCUUCACAUCCUGGUGGAGCAGGGCAAAGUGCUCUACCUAGGAAUUUCGGAUUCUCCUGCAUGGGUCGUCAGCGCCGCCAAUACCUACGCUCGAGCUCAUGGUAAGACUCCCUUCAGUGUCUACCAGGGUCGGUGGAAUGUGUUGCUCCGCGACUUCGAACGGGAGAUUAUACCCAUGGCACGGCAUUUCGGAAUGGCUUUGGCACCUUGGGAUGUUCUCGGCGGUGGCAAGUUCCAGACCAAGAAGGCACUCGAGGAGCGGAAGCAAAAAGGUGAAGGACUGCGAAGCAUGAUUGGUACAGGCCAGCAGACCGAGGAUGAAAUGAAGAUGAGUGAAGCAUUGGCUAAGGUUGCUUCGGAACAUGGCAUUGAGUCAGUAACGGCCAUUGCUGUGGCCUAUGUCAUGCAGAAGACGCCCAACGUGUUCCCAUUGGUUGGUGGUAGAAAGGUGGAGCAUCUGCAUGACAAUAUCCAAGCCUUGAAGAUCAAGUUGACACCGGAACAAAUUGAAUAUCUCGAGAGCGUUCGACCUUUGGAUGUCGGGUUCCCGAACAACUUCAUUGGACCCGACCCCAAGGUGGCGGGCCGAGCCAGUGGAUUGCUGGGCGCAAACGCACCGCUGGCCUUUGUACCGGCCUCAAAGCCCAUCAUUCCACAAUGAUGGAGAUAAUUACGAUCGAUGUGUUUUGAUUGAUUGAACGUGUAUAUAUCGUCCCAGUUCAGAGCAUAUAGUUGACUAAGAGAGUAAUUAUCACAACAUAGUAUGUUGCAUCUCUG
Messenger RNA from Aspergillus alliaceus, 1782 nucleotides. Its product is annotated as aldo/keto reductase. Bases 512 to 1666 code for a protein of 384 amino acids. The record is from RefSeq and is a predicted model, not a curated record. Lineage: Eukaryota; Fungi; Ascomycota; Eurotiomycetes; Eurotiales; Aspergillaceae. The transcript has a single exon.